AAGCUCAUUCCGUACAUUAAAAACUGUGAAGUAUAAGAAAUUCCUUGUCAUGCGGUAUUUGACUUAUUUCAUUUUAUGCUGUUGGUUAACGGUACAAGUUCAAGGCCAUGGUAGGUUACUUGAACCACCCUCUAGGUCCUCCAUGUGGCGCUUUGGUUACGACACCCCUCCUAAUUACAACGAUAAUGAACUCUUCUGUGGUGGAUUAUUUGUGCAAACCGUUAUUAACAGAGGAAAAUGCGGUGUCUGUGGAGAUGCUUACCAUUUAAAACAACCGAGACCUAACGAGGCAGGCGGCGAAUAUGGACUUGGGAUCAUUGUGAGAAAUUACACAGUUGGACAAGUUAUCAAGGCCACCAUCGACCUAACAGCAAAUCAUUUAGGCUACUUCGAAUUCAGGAUAUGCCCUAACAAUAACCCGAAAAAGAUUGUUGAAGAGUCCUGCCUCGAUAAGUAUUUGCUUCAGCUUGCAGAUGGAUCAGGAACAAGAUUUUAUGUGGAACCUUGGCAUUUGGGAUUGAUUGACAUUUAUCUACAGCUACCCAGCUAUCUUACCUGUACUCAGUGCGUUUUACAAUGGGAAUAUAGAGGAGAAAAUAAUUGGGGAUUGUGCUCUAAUGGGAAACAACAGCUUGGCUGUGGUCCGCAGGAAACAUUCCGUUCGUGCGCUGAUGUAGCAAUUCAUCAGAAAAACAGGAAUUGAUAACCGAAUUAAGUUACAAGAUAAUUAUUACGGGUGUUUUGAAUUUGAAUUGAAUUGCAUUUUCAUCUUUUUAAUUUUUAUGGGAAAGAAUAUUAAAUUUUCUUAAGAUUUUUUUAGCUAUUUUUUUGUAUAUAAAUUGAGAAAUUAUUAAAAUUAAUAUUUUGCAAGAA
Argiope bruennichi is the source of this 873-nucleotide messenger RNA. RefSeq lists its product as uncharacterized. The transcript is spliced from 4 exons. Bases 50 to 703 code for a protein of 217 amino acids. NCBI's taxonomy places the organism in Eukaryota, Metazoa, Arthropoda, Arachnida, Araneae, Araneidae. The record is from RefSeq and is a predicted model, not a curated record.